Phyllostomus hastatus (greater spear-nosed bat) is the source of this 6002-nucleotide messenger RNA. It is a transcript of the gene SH3RF2, whose product is annotated as SH3 domain containing ring finger 2. The record is from RefSeq and is a predicted model, not a curated record. Gene Ontology annotation, biological process: positive regulation of proteasomal ubiquitin-dependent protein catabolic process; positive regulation of JNK cascade; negative regulation of apoptotic process. The transcript has 11 exons. Lineage: Eukaryota; Metazoa; Chordata; Mammalia; Chiroptera; Phyllostomidae. Gene Ontology annotation, cellular component: nucleoplasm. Bases 221 to 2398 code for a protein of 725 amino acids. Gene Ontology annotation, molecular function: ubiquitin protein ligase activity; protein phosphatase 1 binding; metal ion binding.
GUUUUCAAAGCAGCCGCAGCGCCGCGGCAGUGCCGCUCUGAGAAGGAAGCAAGGCAGAGGGAGCCCGGCCGAGCAGAGCAGAGGGUCGUGCUGAGCCAGGGUUACAAGCUCAAGGCAGGAAUUUUGACACUCUCAAGAGAACGGCUCUGCCUCCGCAGCUCAGCUGACUCUACCAUGCGGACUCUGCCCCUCUGGGUCAGGACCUGGGUUUUAAAAUAAGAUGGAUGACCUGACGUUACUUGAUCUUCUGGAGUGCCCCGUGUGCUUUGAAAAGCUCGACGUCACAGCUAAGGUCCUCCCUUGCCAGCACACCUUCUGCAAACCAUGUCUCCAGAGGAUUUUCAAGGCCCGCAAGGAGCUGAGGUGCCCCGAGUGCAGGACCCCGGUGUUUUGCAGCAUCGAGGCGCUGCCGGCCAACCUGCUGCUCGUGCGCCUCCUGGAUGGCGUGCGUUCCGGGCAGAGCUCCGUGAGAGGGGGCUCCUUCCGCAGGCCCGGCCUGCUGACCUUGCAGGACGGCAGGAAAAGCAGGACUAACCCCAGAGCUCUGCAGUCCGGCUCUUUCCGGCUCGUGCCUAAUAUCAGAAUCCACAUGGAUGGGGUGCCUCGAGCAAAGGCCUUGUGCAACUACCGAGGGCAGAAUCCCGGCGACCUGAGGUUUAAUAAAGGAGAUGUCAUCCUCCUCCGGAGACAGCUGGAUGAGAACUGGUACCAGGGGGAGAUCAACGGAGCCCAUGGGUUCUUCCCAGCCAGCUCUGUGGAGGUCAUCAAACAGCUGCCCCAGCCACCCCCACUUUGCCGGGCUCUCUACAAUUUUGACCUACGAAACAAGGACAAGAAUGACAACCAGGACUGCCUGACCUUCCUUAAGGAUGACAUCAUCACUGUCAUCAGCCGAGUGGAUGAAAACUGGGCAGAAGGAAAGUUAGGGGAUAAAAUAGGCAUCUUCCCCAUCUUGUUUGUUGAGCCAAACCUCACAGCAAGACACCUGCUAGAGAAGAACAAAGGCCGUCAGCCGUCCCGCACCAAGAGCCUGUCUCUGGUGUCCACAUCCUCCAGAGGCAAAGCCACCAACACACCCACGCUCCGAAGGGGCGCUGGGUCUAGGAGGAAGGGGCCUGGGCAGUUCUCCAUCACAACAGCCUUGAACACCCUCAACAGGAUGGUCCAUUCUCCCUCGGGGCGCCACAUGGUGGAGAUCAGCACCCCGGUGCUAAUCAGCUCCAGCAACCCCUCCGUGACCAUGCCGCACGUGGAGAAAGCAGAUGUUCUCCCUGGCUCUGCGGGACAGGUCUCCACGUAUCACCCCACACCCUCCUCCCCGGGACAUUCCACAGCCAUCGUCAGUCUGCCUGGCUCCCAGCAGCACCUGUCAGCUAACAUGUUUGUAGCCCUGCACUCCUACUCAGCCCAUGGACCUGAGGAGCUGGACCUGCAGAAGGGAGAGGGUGUCAGGGUCCUGGGGAAGUACCAGGACGGCUGGCUCAGGGGCGUCUCCUUGGUCACCGGGCGAGUCGGCAUCUUCCCCAACAGCUACGUCAGCCCCAUUUUCAGAAGGCCGUCUAGUUUCCCCGAUUCCCGGUGCCCUGGUCUCUACACCACAUGGAUGGUAUCGACCUCCUCUGUGUCCUCCCAAGGCAGCUUUGCAGAAGGUGAUCCCCGACAGAGCCGUCCCUUCAAGUCCGUCUUUGUACCCACCGCCAUCGUCAACCCCGUGAGGAGCACAGCCGGCCUGGGGACGGCGGGGCAGGGCUCUCUUCGGAAGGGGCGGAACAGCAUGAGAAAGAAUGGCUCCCUGCAGAGACCUGUCCAGUCGGGGAUCCCCACCCUUGUGGUGGGCUCCCUUAGACGCAGUCCCACCAUGGUCGUACGGCCUCAGCAGUUCCAGUUCCAUCAGUCACAGAUGGUCGCCUCCGCACCUUUGGCGGAGAUGGGACCCAAGCCGGUUCCCAUGGGGGAGCCCGCCCUCACGUGUGUCAGCAGGGGCAGCGACACCAGGAUCCACUCGGCAGCCAGCUCCAUCAUCAUGGAAGGCAAGGAAAUCCCCGUCAAGAGUGAGCCUCCACCCAAACCGCCUGCAUCCGCGCCACCAUCGAUCCUGGUGAAACCAGAGAACUCCAGAAAUGGCAGUGAAAAGCAAGUCAAAACCGUGAGAUUUCAGAAUUACAGCCCUCCUCCCAGCAAACACAGCACCUCUGGGAAGCCUGACCAGCCAGCCACCCCCAAGGGAUCCCCGCCAGAAGCCACCCCGCUGGGCGCAGACAUGACCAUCCUAUUCGCCCACCGAAGCGGCUGCCAUUCGGGACAGCAGACGGACUCCCGGCAGAAGUCAGCCUUCGGCAAGACCGUGGCCCCAGCGUCCGCUGCCUCAGCCGCACAGACCGUGUUUCCCAGCAAAUGAGUCUACAGGUGGCUCUUCCUAAACCCCAAAGAGACUCUGCCUUGGUAAUCUUCCCAGGAGGAGCUAGCAACAACGGGGAUAUUGACAAGAACAAGUGACCAGAUUGGAUGGAAACUGCUCGAUGGAGAGUUUAUGGACCCUGUGAUAUUGCCUGGACAUCAGGGAUGGUAUAGGGAUACCAAUAGGCUGGCCUCCAAGACAGAAGGAUAAUAGGAGAAAGAACUAACACAUCUCCACCCACAGUAUCAAUGGGUGGUAGGCCAGGAUAGAGAAACAAAAGUAUGUCAUGUGUUGUUUCAGGUUACUUCAUUCUGUUGUCAAAGCCAAACUGGAUCUUGCCAAUUUCUCACACCUUGGCACCUAACUGACACGUGAAUGACUGGACAUCAAAUGCCUUUCAGCUCUGUGCCUGGCCUAUCUCUCCAGCUCAGAAUGAGAGCAGUCCAGGAGAGAGCAGAACGUUCUCUGGCUGUUCAAGCCAGACAGGCCCAUGCACCUGCAGUGUCCCUGUCCUUCGCCCCUCCCCUGCCCGACUCCUGACCUAGCAUCCCAUUCCCUCUGCCACAUCCUCAUCCUUUUCCAUUCCAACUCCACUCUGUCACCUCCCACCCCACAACAACACCUUCAAACCCAGAGGGCUUCUGUUAGAACAUCCUGGUCAAGGAAACAGGGACUUGGUACCUAAAGAAUCUCAGAUAAGAAAAAUCCACAGUGUUACAGAGAGAUGCCACAGACUACAAUGCUUACAGAGAGGCCAUUUCAGGUCUAAAGAUAUAAAAAUGCAUUCUUUUUUAUUCAGAAAUAAACUAUCUUAAAGGACAAGUCAUUAGUAGAUAGUCUACCCCUGGUUUUAAAAAAAAAACUGUAUAGUUUUAAAUUAUCCGUGCUAACACAGAUAAAUGUAAUUCACAAGUACCCUGAGACUCUUUGAGCCAUACAUUUUGAUCUUCUCCAUGAACUUAAGACAUCCAGAAGGAUUCCAUUUUUAUGUGCCCUGAUUACCAAAGACAGUGACAAGAAUGCAGCAUCAUUUGGGUCUGCUGGUUGUUUUCAAGUUCAAGAUCAUAAUUUGGCAGUGAAGCAUCCUCAGGCUGUCAUCAGACCUACAUGUAAGCAGGAGCACCAUCAGCCAAACCUUGAGCAGAGUAAGGAUUCGAUUUUGUGGUUACAGAAAUGUUUUUCUUCUACGUGAAGCCAGCACCCAUCCCUUCAUGAGAUGAGUAACGUAGACUUCUUAACCACACCCCUUUUUCGGUUAACCUCAGGGGAAUGCGAUAAUAAGCAACAAGAAGCCCCAAAGUAUUGGCUUUACCUGCCAAGUGGUCCGUGAGAAAGCAGGAGGUAUGAGAAGACCACAGAAAGGAUAACUCAGUGAUGACAUCUUCCCACACAUGGUCAGUGACGGUGCUGCCAAUUGUCAGUCAUCCCUUUUCUCUGAACCCCUGGGACUAAAGUGUUGUUUCCAUUUCCUCUGAGAUGAAUUCAGGUUUGGUUGGCUCCUCAGUAGCCUCAGCAGCAAUGAAUAUAGAGAUGCUGCCUUCAGAUCCUGGAACCUACUUGUUGCUACCGUGACGCCUUCCAGCGCACUAUACAUAGGUUUUAAUGGCUUCAUUUUUUUCCCAGGGUAAAGUCAUUGAAUGUCACAGUUGGAAGGAGUAUUAUUUUAAUUGAUGAUAUAUGGACAGGUUAAGUAAAGGCAAGCCGCCCAAAUGAAAGCAAGUUCUAGAAACGGGGAGAAACAAUAUAACUUCUAAUCCCCAGAAACCAGGACACCAUCCUAGCUAAUCAUAGCCCUGUCUUCGAGCCCUCUUGCUCAGGCUUUCUUUUUACACUGACUCCCACCUCAUAUUUAAAGCAACUGGAAACCACCUCUCUUAGUUUUUUACUUGCUGGUUUUGAAGUGUCUGGGAAAUUUCCAGGGUUUAUGGUGGAAUGUUUCAUGGAGACUUAGCUUUUCCUCAGAACCUGCUUAACCAACCAACCAAAUAUUUUCUUAAAAACACAAAAUGAAGACUCUGAUUUCUUCCCAACCAAACCCUGAAGGUUAAGAAAAGCUCCCUCGUUUCCUAACGUUUUCAUCUCUGGACUGUCAGUUCCAGUAUAUAGUUUCCAAAUGGUCGUGGGUCAAAAGGUGGUGGAGGUGGAGGUGGCAGAGGUGGCGGAGGUGGUGGCGGUGAUGUCGGUAAUGGAGGUGGUGGGCAGGAGGGCAAAGAUAAGUUAUAAUGAUCCGAAUGAGGUCAGCCCAGAAGUUUACCCCAGAAUAGUGUGCUAACCAUGAAGUCUGAGUUUUAUCUUCUGGGAUUGUUGCUUCUUAUGACUAUGCUGGGGCAGGGAGGAGAGUGUGUUGUUUAGGGAAAGAAAAAAAAAAGAGGAAAGAGAAAAUGAAAGGGGAGAAAAAUUCCCUCCUCAUUGGAAAUAUAAGAAAAAAGCUAUAGACUCUUCUUGCGUCUCUGCUUGUUUUAUUUUUUAAGUACAGUGUUUUUAAUAGACCAAAAGAGAAUCUUUGUGAGGAAAUAUUUUUGCGAAUACUGCUUAUAAAAGAGUAUAACAUGUCAGUCAUUAUGGACUAUUAUAUAAAUAAAUCUUAGAUAAUAUAAAAUAUAUAAACAUAUAAAAAUUCAUUUUAUAGGGUUGUAGACACUUAAGGACUUCCAGGCUUUUCAUAUAUUUGUUCCAAAAAAAUAGAGAGUUCCAGGCCUGGCACCUUAUUUCUUAGACUGUGCCCCUGUAGAGCCAAGAAUUUUGCUGGGGUUUGUUUGUUGGGUUUCUGGUGUUGCAAUUUGUCAUGUGUAUGAGUUACUUUGCCAUGUCUGUUGUUGCAUGUGUGUGGGUGUCGUUUGCCCACAUGGAAUCAUCAGAGAUCCGUGUCACACACUGCAUCUCGGAAAACCAAAUGAAACUUUCUAGUGAGAAGAAAAACACACAGAACAUUGCCUUCACUCUUGGGUACCUCUCAGAGCUGGGCCGCUGACAGCUCACUGUAAGUCUGAGGAAAUGGGAAGUUUAACAUCAGAGUUGUCUCUCGCUUCAAUAUUUGGUGUUGAAUAUCCUUUCUCCUGGGAAGGAGGCACAUACUUUGGUUCAGUGCCUUUUAUUCUUGGACUUGACAUGUUCUAGAGGCAAUCAGGAGUCACGGCCCUAAACCACCUUGCUUUUGGGACUUCUCUCCAGCGUCAGAUUCCCAAGAAGUGUAUCCCCGUGCUAAUUCUCUGUGUUAUGUUCCGUGAUUCGUGAUUCGUGAUUCGUGAUAGACUCAAUGCUUUCAAAGCCCAGAGUUUUCUUUGUCUGGGUGUGUGGCUCUAAUGAAGUGUUAAGUGUGCUCUUUACCACCCAGGCUGAUCAGAAGGAGGAAAGGGGAAAACAGGCGGGCGGCUCCCCUGCUGGAGAGGUCCAUUUGCACCUCGUACAUCAGCUGAGACACACGGGCCAGAAACUGGUGCGUAAAAUGCCGUCUGUUCUCCACGCAGGAAGUGUCGCUCCUGUGGACGUGGGGAGAUUACUCAAGUCUCCUUUGCCAAAAAUGCUUGUUGUCCCAGGCUGUAAGCUUGUGAAGCCUGAUGUAUGCUUUAGUAAGAAACAAUAAAACAGGUUUAUUUUCACGUAA